Messenger RNA from Spea bombifrons (plains spadefoot toad), 3617 nucleotides. RefSeq lists its product as uncharacterized. The record is from RefSeq and is a predicted model, not a curated record. Lineage: Eukaryota; Metazoa; Chordata; Amphibia; Anura; Pelobatidae. Gene Ontology annotation, cellular component: cytosol. The coding region runs from base 238 to 3225 and encodes 995 amino acids. Gene Ontology annotation, biological process: steroid metabolic process. The transcript has 27 exons. Gene Ontology annotation, molecular function: steroid dehydrogenase activity; aldose reductase (NADPH) activity; ketosteroid monooxygenase activity.
GCAUGAACUGAGUUAGCUGAGAACGAUUCCCUGCCAAGGGUUACAGCAACUCGCUGGAGGAUCAGCUGCUCAGCCGCUGGAGGGCUCUACAUGGAGAGCUAUUGACUCUAUUAGAACUUUGGAAUUUGGCCGGUCUUCCCGAUCCUCUAUGAGAGCCGUCUAAAAGAGACCGUCUGCUCCAAAACUAGAGGGCAGCACAACAUUCCCGUAAACCGUCGCAGCCUCAGAACCCCAACCAUGUCUGUGGAUCCUUAUAGACUGAUGAAUGACGGACACACCAUCCCAGUGACCGGCUUCGGCACGUACGCUCCCGAGAAGUUUCCGAAGAGCCUGGCGGAGGAGGCUACAAAACUAGCCAUUGAAGUCGGUUAUCGUCACAUAGACUCCGCCGGUAUUUACGGCAACGAGGUAGAAGUUGGAAGAGCCAUUAGGAGGAAGAUUGAGGACGGAACGGUGAAAAGAGAGGAAAUAUUCUACACUGGGAAGUUGUGGGGAACUCACCAUAACCCCGAGCUUGUGCGUCCAGCCCUGGAGAAGUCACUAAGAGACCUUCAACUGGAUUACAUGGACCUCUUUAUUAUUCACACCCCCUUAGCGUUUGAGCCUAGAGAUAAUCUGUUUUCACUGAAUAACAACUAUCAAAAUAUCUAUGUCAAUGUUGAUAUCCGUGACACGUGGGAGGCUCUGGAGCAGUGUAAAGACGCGGGGCUGGUGAAGUCCAUUGGCGUUUCCAACUUUAACCGUAGGCAGCUGGAGCUGAUCCUCAACAAGCCGGGACUGAAGCACAAGCCGGUCUGUAACCAGGUAGAGUGCCACCUGUACCUGAAUCAGAGCAAACUGCUGGAGUAUUGCAGGUCUCAGAACAUUCUCCUUGUUGGGUACAGCACCCUGGGUUCCAGCCGGGACGGGGCCUGGAUAGACCAAAGCGCCCCCAUCCUCCUCGAAGACCCCGUACUGAAUGAAAUUGCGAAGAAGCACAACCGGACCGCGGCCCAGGUAGCCCUGCGCUUCCUACUGCAAAGAGGCAUCGUCGUCCUGGCCAAAAGUUUCAACCCCGUUAGGAUCAAGCAAAACUUUCAGGUAUUAGAUUUCCAGUUGCCGGAGGAAGAUAUGAACGUUUUGGUCGGGCUGAAUAAAGAUUUGCGUUAUGAUACCAUGGAAGUGUGGAAGGAUCACCCUGAUUACCCCUAUCAUGACGAAUAUCCUCCGCUAACCAUGUCCUCCCCAAACGCCUACGUUGUUCUCAACGACGGGAACAAGAUGCCGGUGAUCGGAUUCGGUACCUACGCCCCGCAGAAGUUUCCCAAAAGCCUGGCUGAAGAGGGUACCAAAGUGGCCAUUGAAACCGGAUAUCGGCACAUUGACUGCGCCUUUAUAUACGGUAACGAGGUGGAGGUCGGCCGAGCUAUAAGAGCCAAGAUUGCCGACGGGACGGUGAAACGGGAAGAAAUAUUCUACACCGGGAAGCUCUGGUCCACGUUCCACGCUCCAGAAUUGGUUCGUCCGGUUUUGGAGAAAUCCCUGAAAGCUCUGGAACUGGAUUACAUGGACCUUUUCAUCAUACAUUCCCCCGUAGAAUUUAAGCCAGGAGAUGAUCUCUUUCCAGUAGAUGAAAACGGCAAACUUAUUUACAACAACACAGAUAUCCGGGACACGUGGAAGGCUCUGGAGGCGUGUAAAGACGCAGGACUGGUGAAAUCCAUCGGGGUGUCCAACUUCAAUCGACGUCAACUGGAACUGAUACUUAACAUGCCGGGGCUGAAGCACAAACCAGUCUGUAACCAGGUGGAGUGUCACAUCUACCUGAAUCAGUCUAAAAUGCUGGAGUUCUGCAAAGCGAAUGAUAUUGCUCUGGUGGCGUACUCUGUGCUGGGCUCCAGCAGGGAUGAGAAUUGGAUAGAUCAAAAUUCUCCGGUUCUCCUGGAAGACCCCGUGUUAAUCAGAAUCGCUGAAAAGCUUCAUCGGACCCCGGCGCAGGUGGCCAUGCGCUACAUGCUGCAGAGAGGAAUCGUGGUUCUGGCCAAAAGCUACACACCUGCGAGGAUCAAACAAAAUUUCCAGGUUUUUGACUUUGAGUUAAGUCCUGAAGACAUGAAAACCCUCAACGGACUCAAUAAGAACAUGCGCUAUGUCAGAAUUUCAAACCAUGGGGCGAAAAAAGGAUCGGAAUUCACUUUGUCCACCGACGGACGCAUCGAGGGUUAUUGCACCGAACAGAAGAAAUCAUCAAAGCUCCGUCCUCCUCCGCUAACCAUGUCCUCCCCAAACGCCUACGUUGUUCUCAACGACGGGAACAAGAUGCCGGUGGUCGGGUUCGGUACCUACGCCCCGCAGAAGUCUCCCAAAAUCCUGGCUGAAGAGGGUACAAAAGUGGCCAUUGAAACCGGAUAUCGGCACAUCGACUGCGCCUUUCUGUACGGUAACGAGGUGGAGGUCGGCCGAGGUAUAAGAGCAAAGAUUGCCAACGGGACGGUGAAACGGGAAGAAAUAUUCUACACCGGGAAACUUUGGUCUACAUUCCAUACUCCAGAAUUGGUUCGCCCGGCUUUGGAAAAAUCACUAAAAGACCUUGGACUGGAUUACAUGGACCUUUUCAUCAUACAUUCCCCUAUAGAAUUUAAGCCGGGAAACGAUCCCUUACCGUUAGAUGAAAACGGCAAAGUCAUUUACCACAACACAGAUAUUCGGGACACGUGGAAGGCUCUGGAGGCGUGUAAAGACGCAGGACUGGUGAAAUCCAUCGGGGUGUCCAACUUCAAUCGACGUCAACUGGAACUGAUACUUAACAUGCCGGGACUGAAGCACAAACCAGUCUGUAACCAGGUGGAGUGUCACAUUUACCUCAAUCAGUCGAAACUCCUUGAGUUCUGCAAAGCUCAUGAUAUUGUUCUGGUGGCGUACUUUGUUCUGGGCUCUUGCAGGGAAGGGGAUUGGUUCGACCAAAAUUCUCCGGUUCUCCUCAAAGACCCCGUGCUAAACACAAUUGCCGAGAAGCUUCAUCGGACCCCGGCGCAGGUGGCCAUGCGCUACAUGCUGCAGAGAGGAAUCGUGGUUCUGGCCAAAAGCUUUACGCCAGAGAGGAUCAAACAAAAUUUCCAGGUUUUUGACUUUGAGUUAAGUCCUGAAGACAUGAAAACCCUCGACGGACUCAAUAAGAACAUGCGCUUUAUUAUUCUUAAGGACUUGGAGGACCAUCCUAAAUUCCCUUAUAACGAUGAGUACUAAGAAAACGAAUCCGAUCACACAUUGUGAAGCCUCGGGGUGAAAAAAGGAGCAGAAUUCGCGGACAGAAGACGCAUCAAGGGUUCUUGCACCGAAAAAGAAGAAGAAUAGAAUGUUAUUUCCACCUUCGUAUAAUCACCAGACCGUUCAAUGCAAUCCUUCGACCUUCUUUGUCGGGAAUAUGGGAUUUAAAUCUUACAAUCGCAACACAGAAAUAGAAAAAGAAUGUUCUGUAAAGUCUUUUUUUUUUUUUAAAUUGUUGAUUUUUUUAAAAUAUUUUUUUAUAUUAUGGUGUGGAAUCGCUAGAGUUAAUUAUAUUUUGGGUUGUUGCGUAAAAAAAGGUGACCUUCAUCAGAAUUUGUAGAAUUUCCCUUCAAUUAAAGCUCAGAAAGUUG